GCAAAGAAUCUAUAACGCAAACAAUAACAAAGUUUGUUAUCCUUUCUAGCCAAUCGUAUCGCUUUUAUAUUAGUUAUUUAUGAAUUAAUAUAAUAAACAGUCAAUACUUUUUAUCUGCUUAUUUCCUGAAAUAUUAAUUAAGUUAUAUAAUGCUGAUAGAUACGAAAAGAAUUUAAACUACUGCAGUAAUCAGAAUGAAAUUUAAAUUUUGUGGUGACGGAGAUUGUCCAGAUUACAUUCUGGCAACCAUUCAUUCGAAUCUUUGUGGAUUAAGUAGCAUCAAAUUGAGAAUUUUGGCAUCACAAGUUGUCAAAGCUGUUCUGUCAGAAGAAGCGAUAGACGAGAAAAAAUUCAGUGAAAGCUUUGGUGGUUCUACUGACGACUCUAAAGCAGCAUACGCUUGUAUAAGGUUCUUACUUCUAUCCGGUGUUAGAUACAGCAUUGGGAAAGAUAUCUUCUCCGUUGAACUUCAACAACUUGGACUCCCACGUGAACAUUCUCUCGCCUUAGGAAAAGUUCUCGAUGAAAACUCAUCGUCAUUGAGAGAACAUCUAAAAAGCAAAGCUCUCACGAUAAAUGAAUUGAUUGAUGUGAAGUUUAAGGAAUCAGGUGGCAUUGAUUGUAUACAAAUGGAAAUGACAAUUAAGAAUUUAGUUGAUGAAAAUGGGCGAGGAAUCGAUGGAAAUGUUACGAAAGAUAUAAAUAUAAGCAAAGCAGACAUUCCUUUACUAUUACAUGAUUUAAAGUUAAUCAAAUCAAAAAUGGAUCAUUAUGAUUAUGAGAAUAUCUUAAUAAAUGUCUUCUUAUUCAAUUAUCGAGUACUUUGUUAUGGAUUUUGGGCACAUACUUUAAAUGUCAACGAUUAUCAAGAAAUGAUCAAUCGAAACUGGAGACGUUCAGGGCAAUAUUGCUACAAGCCCAAGAACACAGACACAUGUUGUCCAAUGUACACAAUCAAAUGUGAUGCCUUGAAUUUUAAGCUUAGUAAGAGUCAUAAGAAAAUUCUAAAGAAAAUGAAUAGAUUUUUGCGUGAUGGUACAAAGAGCAAAGAUCGUAACAAUCAAUCUGAUAUAAAGCAACGAGAAGUUCAAGAAAUGAAAUCCUCUCAUAAGCACAGUGAUGUUAAAGUGAAUGAAAUAAAUGUCACUUCAAUUGGAGGAGACAAAAAUGUUGUCAAGGUCAAACCUUGUGUGAAAAGAGAAAGAAAUCUGCCAGCAGGUCCAGUUGGUGGUUCUCAUAAUUCAGUUUCUAGUAUAGCUGAAAAGCCUUCUAAUCCUAAAAAAGCAAAAGUGAUAAGAAUAGAACGAAAGAAGAAGAAACUUGCAGCAAAGGGAUUAACUUUAGCCGAUGUUCCUCGAAAGAAAGCAAAUAAUGUUGAAAAAUCUUUGGAAGAUUUUCUAAAUCAAGAGCCGAAAGAUGGAAAACAUCGAUUAGAGGUAAAAUUGAUUCCGUCAAAACAUGGAAGUAAUGAAACAAUUUUCAAACUUUAUCAAAAAUACCAAAUGCAAGUUCAUAAAGAUCCAAUUGAGAAGCUUAACUUGAAAUCUUAUGAACGUUUUCUUGUCAAUUCUCCUUUACAGACAAAAAUAAUUUCAAUUAAUGCUGCUGAAGGUUCCAACAUUAAUCUGUCAUUUAAUUUAUUCUGCAAAUACGAAAAUAUGAUUCACAAAAGUUCUGAUAAUGAGUUUACUGAAUAUGUUCAAUUCUUAGCCUCGUCGCCACUUAAGAUGAUCAAAGAUGACACGACACCAUCUCAAGGUUUUGGGUCGUUUCAUUAUCAGUAUUACCUUGACGGUGUUCUGAUAGCUGUUGGUGUCAUUGACAUUCUUCCCGAAUGCGUCUCAUCGGUCUACCUUUAUUAUGAUCCUAAUUACAGUUUUUUGUCUUUGGGUACUUACGCAUCUUUGAGAGAAAUUGCUCUUGUUCGUGAACUUUACAAAUCAUGUCAACAAUUGUCAAAUUAUUAUCUUGGAUUUUAUAUCCCAACAUGUCCAAAGAUGAGAUACAAAGCUAACAUUAAGCCAUCGUUCUUAUUAUGUCCAGAAGUGUUCACCUGGCAUCUUCUUGAUGGAGAACUUAGUGCGAAGAUUGACUCGGUUCCUUAUUAUCGAAUAAAUAAAGAUGAAGAUGAUGCAGAAAAGGUGACGGAAGAUAAUCUUGGAAGCACACUUGUCUUAGCAAAUCGAACAGCAAUGAAGUAUGGCGACUUUAAAAGGCUCGCUUCACUCCCACGUAAUUUACGAGAAGAUUCCAAUGAAGUCAUGGAGUAUGCAGCACUUGUUGGUCGUAGUCUCUCUCAGAAAAUGUUGUUAUUUAGAUACAUAAAAAUAAUAAAAAAAAAAUACAAAUCGCUCAUUGCGAUGAAUGAUCAAUAA
Clunio marinus is the source of this 2375-nucleotide messenger RNA. The record is from the annotation of a GenBank genome assembly. NCBI's taxonomy places the organism in Eukaryota, Metazoa, Arthropoda, Insecta, Diptera, Chironomidae.